Messenger RNA from Harpegnathos saltator (Jerdon's jumping ant), 535 nucleotides. RefSeq names its product dynein light chain 4, axonemal. Gene Ontology annotation, biological process: microtubule-based process. The coding region runs from base 1 to 324 and encodes 107 amino acids. Gene Ontology annotation, cellular component: dynein complex. The transcript is spliced from 2 exons. NCBI's taxonomy places the organism in Eukaryota, Metazoa, Arthropoda, Insecta, Hymenoptera, Formicidae. The record is from RefSeq and is a predicted model, not a curated record.
AUGUGGGCUGGGGAAGUAAAAAAAGAUGAAGCAGCUUUGGUGGUUCAUACAUAUCCAUUGUGUAAAUAUAGUGACAUGCCAGAAGAAAUGAAGCAAGAAGCCAUAGAAACAUGUGUUACUGCUGUAGAAAAAUAUUCAGAAAAUUAUGAACAUGCAGCUCGCAUGAUUAAAGAUAAUCUGGAUAAGAAAUUUGGAUCACCUUUCCAAGUGGCAGUUGGGGAAGCUUAUGCUUGCUCAAUUACAUACCAAAAAAAAUCAUUGUUAUACAUGUUUAUUGGUGGUAACAUAGCAGUUCUUGUAUGGAAGACAAUUACAGAUUUUUGAUGAGCCUUAAAUUAAAAACUCAGUUAUGUGUGUGUGCAGCUUUAUCAAAUACCGUGUAUCAUUUUCUUAAAUACAUAUCUAUUUUCUUACAAAAAAUAGACUUUAGAAAUAGGGUCGAAUCUUAUAAUUAUACAAUAUUGUUUGCCUAGUUGUUAAACAAUAACAGAUAAUUCAAUAAGUUUUGUCAAAAAAAAUAUUUUAGUUCAUUAUA